Messenger RNA from Symbiodinium sp. CCMP2456, 1746 nucleotides. The record is from the annotation of a GenBank genome assembly. NCBI's taxonomy places the organism in Eukaryota, Dinophyceae, Suessiales, Symbiodiniaceae.
AUGGAUGGAACGGAUUGUGGCAAGCAUGACGACAAGUUGAAGCAUCGUGUGUUGACGCUGCCAAGCUUAAGGGGUGGCUUGUUGGUGCAUGCGCUGAAGAAGAUCAAAAAGCGAACAGGAGUACUCACCUGCGAACUACGGUACCUGGAUUAUGGAGCAGAGGUCGUGAUCAACGGGAAGCCCGGCAGCGUAUUGAACUGCGAAGAAGCUGUACUGCAAGUUGCCGAAGGCAGCAUUGAUGGAUUGGGCUUCGCAGAAGUCCGUCAUGAGGUAUCCUUUCCGGCCGCCAAAAAGCUUGACACUGGCAAGGCAAAACUUCAUCGGAGCCCAGCACAAGCCAUUGGAUGCAUGACAGGUUGCGACCUUAUCCUCGAUGAAGCGCAGUCGCAGAUGCUUGUGGUGGGUCCUUCUGAAGCUGUGGCUCGCGGUGCUGCAAGGCUUGCAGAUAAAUUUCUGGCAUCGCGGAGUCAUGAUCUGUCUGCUGUCGUCAAGAUCGACACUUCGGGAGCUGAAGGCAAGUGCGUCUCGGCUGAUGUGGAUUCAAGAAGGGGUGCAAAGGACUCGGAAGAGAGAGCAUGGAAGCCGCCGGCAAAAGCUCCGCCGGAAGUCUUGCUGGCUCCACGAUCAGACCGUCCUAUAGGUUCACCCGUGGUCCAAGCGGUGACAGAUGAAUUUGGGCGCCGAUAUUACUGGAACCACAUGGAUGCCACAUCGAGUUGGCAUCCACCUCCUCCACAUAUUGGCUUCUGGGAGCAUCUGCUUGAUUACAGGACGGGGCGAGCCUAUUUCGUAAACCGUGGUACCGGACAGACUUCUUGGGACUUGCUUGGCCGUCUACAUCAGCCGGGAGCUGAAGCAAAGGCGAAACUUUCUGCGCCGUCUCCCAGCGCCUGGGUCCCACCUUCGACCCCGCCGGCACCUCCGUCGACGGUGCCCGCAGAGGCCCCAAGCUCUGCCCGUGCGGCGAGCUUCAGCGUGACGAAAUCGACCGACGGGCAGAUUGAAGGCCGAAGGGAAGCACGGCUUCGGACAAGGCAAGCACUGGAAGAGAUCAAAGCUCGCAGGCGCCGGAGUCCCGGGCCUCCUGCUCCUUCGUCAUCAGUCCCGGCCGACGAAGCUGCGGAAGAGUUCCUUGAGUUGCCUGCGAGUGGUGGGGCCGAGAACCAGGCAGAGGACCGAAACCUCGACGAGGAUGUGGAGGCUGACGCUGAGCCAGGGGAGCUUGUCUUCAACGAGGAGGAGGAAGAUGUGUUCAGCACAGAAGGCGCUGAAGGACGGUCAUCCCAGACAAAUCAGCAGGACACGUCAGACGAGGUCCUCGUGGAUCUUGACCCAAUUCCGGAUGCUGGGCAGGAGUUCUGGGAAGAGGACAUGAGCAUGGAGUUCGACUUAGCCGACAAGGAUAAUAUUUUCGAGAGCGACGUUUUCGAACAAGAAGAUUUGCAUGACUUCGCAGACGAAGAGGCCAUCAAGCACGAGCUGCUGUCCGAGAUCCAGACAUUACGUGAGCGUCAAGAGGAGGAGGAGGUGCAGUUAGAGGGCGACAUCGUAUGGCAAAUGGACGAGGAGGAGCUCCAUGAUCUGGAGCACGAAGAGGUGAGACCUGCCGAGGAGAGGGGGGUUCAGUUCGUUUGCCACCUAGCAGGCACUUUUGGGGAGAGAACAGCAAGGCAGGAAUUUAGAUCUCCUCAGAGGAAACAAUCAAGCUUUCAAAGCAGCCUUACUCCCGACGGUGCUGGGGCCUGA